GUGGGGUAAGCCGAAGUCUACACCUACACGGCUAUAAAUAGGGAGACUCUGAGGACUGCUCACUCAGCCUCCCGCCCCCAGCUGUGACAGCACCGGAGCCUCUCGGACGCCUGGACCAUGGACCCCAGGGAAUGCUCCUGCAUGUCUGAAGGAAUCUGCCUCUGUGGAGACAACUGCAAAUGUACAACUUGCAACUGUAAAACAUGUCGAAAAAGCUGCUGUCCCUGCUGCCCACCAGGCUGUGCCAAGUGUGCCCGGGGCUGCGUCUGCAAAGGGGGCUCGGACAAGUGCAGCUGCUGCCCCUGAAACGCAUCCAUCGUGCUGGGGGCGAGGCCUGGGAAGCAUCUGUACAGUGUAUUAGUCAAGAAGUCAGAAUGAUUGUACAAUAGGUUGUGCUUUUUAUAUAUUUGCUGUUUGGUGACAGUCAUGUAAAGUGCUUGGAGCAAUAAAGUUGUCACUCGUG
Equus caballus (horse) is the source of this 463-nucleotide messenger RNA. Its product is annotated as metallothionein-4. Gene Ontology annotation, molecular function: metal ion binding. Gene Ontology annotation, biological process: intracellular zinc ion homeostasis; cellular response to cadmium ion; detoxification of copper ion. Lineage: Eukaryota; Metazoa; Chordata; Mammalia; Perissodactyla; Equidae. Gene Ontology annotation, cellular component: nucleus; cytoplasm. The record is from RefSeq and is a predicted model, not a curated record.